GGCGUGGGCGAGUCUAUUCCGGAGAGGAGGCAACUGCCCGUCGGAGGCUCGUGCGAAUCGAAAGCCCGGUUCCUCCCCUCUCUUUGGUAUCACCUAGGGCAAGGUGCAGAGCGUCGGGUCGGUUUGGAGGAGCGUUGCGCUGGAGCUGCGGGUGCCUGUGCCAUGAGGCACCUGCCGUACUGCCACCGGGGGGAGGUGGUGAAGGGCUUCGGCAGAGGCUCCAAGGAGCUCGGCAUCCCCACGGCUAACUUUUCUGAGGAAGUAGUCGAAUGCUUUCCAUCUGAUAUCUCUACUGGUAUAUACUAUGGAUGGGCCUGUGUUGGAAAUGGAGACGUGCAUAAAAUGGUUUUGAGCAUAGGGUGGAAUCCUUUCUAUAAGAAUGUUAAGAAAUCAGUGGAAACGCACAUUAUCCACAGCUUCAAAGAAGACUUUUAUGGAGAGAUUCUUAGUAUAGUCAUAACUGGAUACAUUCGACCAGAAAAAAACUUUGAUUCCUUAGAGGCGCUCAUUUCAGCAAUUCAUGAAGACAUUGAAGAAGCAAAGAGACAGCUUGAUUUACCAGAACAUCGUAAAUUCAAAGAACAUAGCUUCUUUCAUCUGCCAGAAGGCAAAAUAGUGAAAAACCACUGAUCAAACCUUUGCUGGUUUAUUAAUUUCUUUGUUUGCUUUUUAUCCCCUGUCAUGGAGCUUUUAUAUUGACACAGCCUUUAUAGGUAAUUUGUUGUCAUGUGUAUGUUUAGGUAACUGAGGCUGGAACUACCAUACAAGGUUAUUUCCAUUUCCUUGUGUUAAUUCAUCAUUAACCCGCUCAUGCAGAAGGAGUAGAAGGCUGUUUUACAUCCUUGCAGAUAAGUUGCAUAUCCUAGAGUUACCAGUCACUCGGAGAUCUGAGCACAUGUGGAACAUGACCAAAGUUAGUUGUGAACUCUUCUGGCACUGAGGUAUGGUUAGUACACUUAGUGAAGAAGAUCUAGUUUUAAUAUACAGAAUGCUGUUCCAACCUCUUCUCCCAAUUUUGUCAUUCUUACAUCCAGAUUUUAGCUAGAAGAUUAGAAAAUUUGCUAUUGAUUAGGAAAUUUCCUGUGGUGCAGGAAGCCAAUGAUGAGAUAACAAUAGCAAGAUUAAUCCUUUAUGGCUCUUAUUUUUUAUAUGCUAUACAGCUGUUGUGGGUGAAAUUAUUUAAGUUUACUUGAAAUGGAGGAAAUCAGUAUUGCUCACUGUUGCUGGAAUCUAAGAUACACUUCUUCAUAGUUAACUGUACACAGGACAACUGUACAUAGGACCUGCAUGUUUACUUCUGAGGAAGUACUGCAGUGAAAUUCAGGAAGUGAAUGACAGCAUGAAAGUUGAUAAGCUUUAAAAGUUCGGGCACAAAAAAUGCAGAAGCAAUUCCUGUUGCAGAAAGGCAAAAGAGGUAACAAAAAGCAAUUUUGGAUUUCAUGUGCUGCUGACAUUUGCUGUAGGAGAGAUGAACUUUGGCGUUAUUCACUGCACUGACAAUAAACUAUCUGACUUCAUAGAAUCAUAGAAUGGUAGGGAUUGGAAGGGACCUGUAGAGAUAAUGUAGUCCAACUCCUCUGCAGAAGCAGGGUCACCUAGAUCAGGUCGCAUAGGAACAUGUCCAGGCGGGUCUUGAAGAAAAAUCUUCAAGACUGACCUUUUUGUAAGGCACAGGAAAAUAACACCUCUUUGCAGCAGGUGCAGGUUUUGGCUGACCAAGCAGUCUAAUACACAAGCAAAAACCUUUGAGAGAUUAGUGGAAUAAUAUAUUACCAUGACAGUGGAUAUUCGUUAUUUACUACAAGUAAUUGCAGCUGGCCCUGCUCUAGAAAGUAGGGCUAGGGAAUAUUGUCAGAAUUGAUAAUAACUCGGAAGGUACAUACUUAAGGUAUGUAAUGUGUGAUUCCAAAUCUCUUUUUUUUUUUUUUUUUUUUUUUUUUUUUUUUUGCACUGACAAAUUUUUCAAUCUACCGCUUAUUUGAACUAGGUAAGCUGCAGUGACUUUUGUCACGUUCAUAGUCAGACAACGUUGGCUUGUGGUGUGACUGGAACAUUUUCUGAAAUUCAGAGUGGUUCUGUGGGUAUGUCUCAUCAGCAGUUCUGUGUCUCAGCUACCAUAUGCAGUUUGGAAUGCACUGUUUCUCUAGUGCAAUUCUAUGAGUAUACUCCUUAUCCUAUCCUGUUUGAGUCCUACUUUUCACUCUUCAGGUUUAAGACAGUUUUAGCAAGGUAGCUGUUUGGGUCUUUGUGCCAAGUGCUGUCAGGAUGUUAGUUCCACUUCAUAUGGUUUUAACUUUGAACCAAUAUCAUAGGAUAUUAUUAGGAAAAAGGUCUUGAGCAAAUCAAGGACUUGGGUUUGCUCUGUAGGAAUUCAGGAGAGACUUGAAUUCAUUUCAAUGAAUUGUUCACCAGCAGAUACAGAGGGAGUUCAGGAAGAGGGAUGGGGAUGUGUUAUCAGCAGUUAGAUAUACUUUCUGUUAAGGGAGAAUAAAAUAGUUUAGUAGACUUUUACUAUAUAAGCUGGAAACUGUAUUUUUUAGAAGUCUGUAAAAGAAUUGUCUUUCAAGAGUGACAGCUGGGGCUUUUUAUGUUUGAAAACGUAGGAAUGGAGACUUUUCUUUUGUUCUUUGAAAAGAUUUGACACAUUGAAAUUGCAGUAAUGUAAAAAUCCUAUAUUUUGAAGACUAAGCAAAAGUCACACUAGUCGACUGAAUGUAUUUAAAGAAGAAAUUGUUGUUCAUCAUGGUACUAUAGCUAAACACUCAUAGCCUUUAAAGUUGGGGGUUUUUUGUCAGUAAUUUCAUGCCUGUAUUGUGAAAAUGAUGGUGCCUUAAGCUGAUUGUCUCAAGAAUACUUUUCUGUGUCUGCUAAUAAAUGCUGCUAUCGAAAAUUCAUUUCACUGUUUGGUUGUGGAACCACUGUGCUGUUGAAAGAGAACAAGGGCAAAGAGAAAACUUGAAGAAAUGUUAGUUUGCUCUCAAAUCAUAGCUGCAGUGUGAUGUGUGGAGUUCUGGUUGACAGCAAACUAAACAUGAGCCAUCGAUGUGCCUUUGUGGCCAAGAAGGCCAACAGCAUCUUGGGAUGCAUCAAGAAGAGUGUAGCCAGGAGGUCAAGAGAGGUUCUCCUUCCCCUCUACUCUGCCCUAGUGAGGCCUCAUCUGGAGUCCUGUGUCCAGUUCUGGGCUCCCCAGCUCAAGAGGGACAGAGAACUUCUAGAGAGAGUCCAGCACAGAGGGACAGGGCUGCCAAGAUGAUCAGGGGACUGGAACAUCUUCCUUAUGAGGAAAGGCUACAGGAGCUGGGGCUGUUUAGUCUAGAGAAGAAGAGACUGAGGGGGGAUCUCACUGAUAUUAUUUUAAAAUACCUAAAUAUCUAGCAAUUUUUCUUUUGUAUAUGGUGAUGGGAGAAGGGGUAAUAGAAAGAAGCUGGAACACAAAAAAUUCCACUUAACCAUAAACAGCUAUUUCACUGUAGCAGUGAUGGAGCUCUGGCACAGGCUGCCCAGGGAGAGUAUGAAGUCUCCUUCUUCUGGAGGUUUUCAGAACCCGCCUGGACUUGUUCUGUGCAACCUGGUCUAGGUGGACAUGCUUUAGCAAGGGGAGUUGGACUGGAUGAUCUCUAAUAGUCCUUUCCAACACCUACCAUUUUAUGAUUCUGUGUGGGUACACUGAACUGUUCAUUUUGUCCUCAAGUUAGAGAAAAUAUUAUUGUAUUAAUUAGGCUGAAUGUACCUGUCCAUGUCAUUUAAGAGAAAAUAUUAUAUAUCAACUGUUUAAGCUCAAAACAUAAUUCCUAGCACAAUGCAAACUUUAUGAAGGGUUAUAUUUUUGUAUCAUGUACAAGUAACUAUGUCAGUUGAUGUUGCUGCACUGUACCAUUAAUAAAGGAACUGUAAUUGA
This is a messenger RNA of Colius striatus (speckled mousebird), 3898 nucleotides long. RefSeq names its product riboflavin kinase (gene RFK). The transcript is spliced from 4 exons. Lineage: Eukaryota; Metazoa; Chordata; Aves; Coliiformes; Coliidae. Gene Ontology annotation, biological process: FMN biosynthetic process; riboflavin biosynthetic process. The record is from RefSeq and is a predicted model, not a curated record. Gene Ontology annotation, molecular function: riboflavin kinase activity. The coding region runs from base 163 to 630 and encodes 155 amino acids. Gene Ontology annotation, cellular component: mitochondrion.